Molecule: messenger RNA, 3517 nt
Organism: Menidia menidia (Atlantic silverside)
Lineage: Eukaryota; Metazoa; Chordata; Actinopteri; Atheriniformes; Atherinopsidae
Source: the annotation of a GenBank genome assembly
CAAACUCGGGAGCGCGCAACGGCAGUUGGCGCGUGCGUCCGUUGGUCCUCCUCUUCCGCGUGAGGCUAUCUCUAGAAGCUCUCCAUUCCUUCCCUGACUCAGGCUGCCUUUUAAAGCAAACUGACACAGCAUGCCAUUUCCCACUCGGCCAGAGGACGAGACACAGUGAGGAGCUGCUGUGUCUACCAUUCUAACCCCCUUUCCGUCGUCACCCCCAUUGCCCUUGUUGUUUAGUUGCUUUUUUAAAAAAAUUGUUCGUUUACCUCGUUAGCUUAUUUUAGCCAUGUAUCGGUAUUUCGGGGAACUGUUGAGCCGCUCUGCGGGUAGUGCCCUGGCCUCGGGAUGCGUUGACUCUGCUCUCCCCGCGUCCUCGUCCCUGAUGAGGGUCCGUCGCUAUGCCGAUGCCGCAGAGCAGCCUGACGACCCCAACUUCUUCAGGAUGGUUGAAGGCUUCUUCGACCGCGGUGCCACCAUAGUCGAGGACAAGCUGGUGGAGGACCUGAAGACCAGGGAGAGCGCCGAGCAAAAGAGACACCGUGUGCGGGGCAUCCUGCGCAUCAUCAAACCCUGUAAUCACGUCCUCAGCGUUUCUUUCCCCAUCAAGAGGGAUAAUGGAGAGUGGGAAGUGGUGGAGGGGUACCGCGCCCAACACAGCCAGCACAGAACGCCAUGUAAAGGAGGUAUCCGUUACAGUAUGGAUGUGUCCGUUGAUGAGGUGAAAGCCUUGGCCUCGCUGAUGACCUACAAGUGUGCUGUUGUUGAUGUGCCCUUCGGAGGAGCCAAAGCUGGCGUCAAGAUCAAUCCCAGGAAUUACUCUGAUAAUGAGUUGGAGAAGAUUACCAGGAGAUUCACUAUUGAGCUGGCCAAGAAGGGUUUCAUUGGGCCUGGCAUCGACGUCCCUGCACCAGACAUGAGCACAGGAGAGAGGGAAAUGUCCUGGAUCGCUGACACAUAUGCCAACACUAUUGCGCACACUGACAUCAACGCCCACGCGUGUGUGACAGGAAAGCCCAUCAGCCAGGGUGGAAUCCACGGACGCAUAUCAGCUACCGGCCGCGGAGUUUUCCAUGGAAUUGAGAACUUCAUUAAUGAGGCAUCUUACAUGAGCAUGCUGGGUUUUACACCUGGUUUCCAGGACAAGACCUUCGUCAUCCAGGGCUUUGGAAAUGUGGGUCUCCACUCCAUGAGGUACCUGCACAGGUUCGGUGCUAAAUGUGUGGGUGUCGGUGAGAUCGAUGGAAGCAUCUACAACCCAGAUGGUAUUGACCCCAAACAGCUGGAAGACUACAAGCUGCAACAUGGAACAAUUGUGGGCUUCCCAGGGGCCAAACCCUAUGAAGGGAGCAUUUUGGAGGCUGACUGCCACAUCCUGAUUCCUGCUGCUGGAGAGAAGCAGCUCACACGCAACAAUGCCCCAAGGAUCAAGGCUAAGAUCAUUGCUGAGGGUGCCAAUGGUCCCACCACCCCAGAGGCCGACAAGAUCUUCCUAAAGAACAACGUCAUGGUUAUUCCUGACAUGUACCUGAACGCUGGUGGUGUUACAGUGUCUUAUUUUGAGUGGUUGAAGAAUCUCAACCAUGUCAGUUAUGGAAGACUGACCUUCAAAUAUGAGAGAGACUCAAACUACCACCUGCUCAUGUCUGUGCAGGAGAGCUUAGAGAGGAAGUUUGGCAAGCAGGGAGGACCCAUCCCCAUCGUGCCCACUGCUGACUUCCAGGCCAGAGUUGCUGGUGCCUCUGAGAAGGACAUUGUUCACUCUGGAUUGGCUUACACAAUGGAGAGAUCUGCCCGGCAAAUCAUGCGCACAGCAAGCAAGUACAACCUGGGCUUGGACCUGCGGACGGCGGCCUACGUCAACGCCAUCGAGAAGGUCUUCAAAGUCUACAAUGAGGCUGGGCUGACCUUCACAUAAGCGGCCCGUCAUGCCCUGCCCUGCCAUCCCUUCCUCCAUCCUCCUGCUAUACCCCCCCCUCUCUUUUCUCCCUCUACCUCCUCAAACAGCCUUCUGAACAUAUCACUGUUUACCGCUCGCUGCUCGCUGGCUCUUUCACACACAUUUAGCGCCACAUCGGCUCGCCUGAUAUUUAACCUGUGAUCUCUGUGCUGCUCUUCUAUUUCGGCAGUUCUGUUAAAAUGCCAUGUUCCUGUUUCUGCUUAGACUCGCCCACAGAGAGAGCGAAGGACCCAGCCGUCACUCGGCCGUUUCCUUAAUGUUGAUUUCAUGGCAGCCAUGUUCACUGUGGUCGCUGAAUGCAUGUGUGACCCUCCAGUUGGAGUUGUUGACAGCACUACAGAUGCCUUAUUCAGAAGGAGGUCUGCCCUAAAAGGGGGAUGGCCUCCUUAGUCUAAUUCAGUUAAAGAGGGAUUUGGGCUUAACUCUGAGAACAAAAGAAACAUGUUAUUUUAGCUUGUCCUCGCCCUCUUAAAGUGUAACGAUUAGCUGUGAAGUAUCCAGGCUUAUUUUUUCAUAGCAAAUGUUUUUACUGUAAUCAUUCACAGUAGAUGUUCUGCUUCCCGUCGUCUUCUUCCUUUCUCCACUUUAUCCUUCGCUUCAUCCUGAUCGCAGCUUCUCCCCCGACUCCUCCGCUGGCCAAGAAAGAGAAGCAGAACUGGGGCGAGGUGUGUUGUGACCGCCCGAUCCCUGUUGGGAUUUUCCUCAGUUUUAACCGUCCUGUUCUUCAGCAUUGAAAUUAUUUUGGAGGAAAUAACUUUUUAUUUCUGUUUUGUCACUUUUUGGAAACCAAUAAAACAUUCAGAAAAAGGCAGAUGUUGUUUUCACUCUCUAAAAAAAUCCCCUGUGAUGUUAGCGAGAAGAUCAUUCUUAAAAGACAAAUUUAAGCCUUGAGAUGAAGACUUUGCUUCAAUUUCCUUUAUUUUAGCCUCCAUUUGCCUUUUUAUGUCAUUCAGACCUCUGUUAUUAUCCUGUAAGAGCAGGUUAAAAGCUCAAUCCUGACCAUAUUAGGUAUAAGGAAUCACCUUAUGUAGCUAUUUUUUUAUUUCAAUCUUUGUUAUCUUGAUCUUCAGUACAUUUAAUUUGAAUUGGUAAACAAUUAAUAGCCCAUGCUUUUGGACAAAAAAAAUAAUCUAACCACUUGUUUCCUACCAUUUUUAUUGCAGAGAUGAACAAAAUACUUGAAAUUGCCUCACCAUGUUUGCUUGACUGUCUCUUCUUGACAUGGUGAUGGAAUUGGAUAUGAUCCAACAAGUCCCAAAGUAUUUCAAACGUUUGAAAUAUCAAAGAAAUCACUAACUGUCAGACUGAACGUCUCUGCAACCGGAAAAUUCCUAGUAGAUCAGCUGGAUUUGACUUUAUAACAAAUUAAUUCUGUUAGGAAGAUGCAAGAGAAAUAAAUGAAAGCAUUUGACAAGUCUGUAUCAUAUUGAAAAUGAUCCAGUUCACACUUUUGCUAAAUAAAACUGUUUGUCUCUUUUCCCACUCAUAAAUAAAAGGUCACGUACACGCACUUCGCAGUCAGCCUAAAUUAAUUAUAAAAUGUAACACAACUAAAAUGUAACC